Messenger RNA from Papilio xuthus (Asian swallowtail), 4929 nucleotides. It is a transcript of the gene p130CAS, whose product is annotated as Serine_rich_CAS and FAT-like_CAS_C domain-containing protein p130CAS. NCBI's taxonomy places the organism in Eukaryota, Metazoa, Arthropoda, Insecta, Lepidoptera, Papilionidae. The transcript is spliced from 9 exons. Gene Ontology annotation, biological process: cell migration; cell surface receptor protein tyrosine kinase signaling pathway. Bases 370 to 2184 code for a protein of 604 amino acids. The record is from RefSeq and is a predicted model, not a curated record. Gene Ontology annotation, molecular function: protein binding. Gene Ontology annotation, cellular component: cytoplasm; plasma membrane.
ACGCGGCCGAUGCGCGCGGCGCGUCAGUCGCUCACACGCGCCGACCCGAGCGGUCGCCUUUUCUGUCGCAAUCGCGCCAAAUUUCAACACGACAUUACGGAUUUGUUUUUAUAUUUACGAUCAGUGAUAAAUCGAUAUUGAAUGAAAAAUAUUCGGUGAUGUGUGUUUCGAGCUAUUUGUAAACGUGCGGUGAUUUUUUGGAAGCGGGCUGCCUGUGAUCGGUUUUCGGGAAAAUUGUUUUCCUCGGAGGACGGCGUCUUUGGGCGCUGCGCGGCGGCGGAGUAGCGGCGGUGGCGGUUCGGUGGAUGGUGCGGGGCGGGCGAGGGCGCGGGCGGGCGCCGGGGCGCGGCCGGCGGCGCCGCUAGCAAAAUGUCGAUACCCCUGGGCCGGGACACCGCGCUACCAACGCAGUGCAUGGCGCGAGCACUCUACGACAACAUAGCGGAGUCGCCGGACGAGCUGGCGUUCCGGCGCGGCGACCUGCUCACUGUGCUGGAGCAGAACACUGGUGGCAGUGAGGGCUGGUGGCUAUGCUCGCUGCGAGGCAGACAGGGCAUAUGUCCGGGCAACAGACUGCGGAUCGUGGCGGGCGUGUUCGAGGCAGGCGCGGUGACGCAGCGACGCCGCACGCGCACGCCUGCGGCCGCACCGAAUACCACGCCCGCACCCGUCGCGCACCAGCCCCUGCCCGCACACCACUCACCAGCUUUCACUAAAAUAGAAGAAUGUUCACACUACGACGUGCCGCGUGCACCUCUACCAGUAAGCCGGGGUACAUACGACUGUCCUCGGCCACUCGGGGACUGGUACGACGCGCCGCGAGCUCCGCGACCCGCCAGUGCGGAUUCCGCAUGUAGUGGCACUGGCUCCCUUACCUCUGCCACCUCAAGCGCAUCCGCAAACUCCGCGAACUCAGCAAACUCCGCGCACUCCGCGAACUCCGCACACUCCGCCGCCUCUACCUCCAGCACAUACGACGUGCCCCGCUCACGGGCAUUACCACUGCCUUGUGAUGCAGCAUUAGAAGCUUUAGAGAGGUUACAGGAGGAGGCGUCGGCGGCGGUGUCGCGGCUUCUGUCGCACGUGUCUCCGGGCUGGCGGCGGCGGGGCGCGCUGAGGCCGCGCGUGCUCGACGUGCGCGUGGCGGGCGCCCGGCUGCGCGCCGCGCUGCACGACCUCGCCGUAUUCGCGGACGCCACGCUCGCCAACGCACACGAUGCACAAGACAAAGGUAUCGCAGUAAAGCUACGUCCGCUAGUAAAGGCGUUGAAGGACGCGGAGCGGAUCACGCACGAGGCGACGAGCGCGCUGGACGCGGGCGACUGGGCGCCGGAGCGACUGGAGCGGGACCGCGAGCCCACCGACGGCUCGCAGGACGCGCUCGACCAGCUGGUAGCCUGCGCACGCUCGCUCACCGAGGACGUCCGCCGCGCCGCAUCAUUUAUACAUGGCAAUGCUUCCCUACUCUUUAGGCGGUCAUUGGCACCGGAGCACGAAUGGACGGAGGAAUACGACUACGUGCGGCUGGAGUCGCGCGCGGCCGCCACGCGCCGCCACGCGGAGAUACGCGCCGCGCUACCUGACAAGCUAAGAGCCUCGUUUGAUGCCCUGCUGCGGGACGCCGACCACGCCGGAGAGGUGAGCGCAGUGGCGGCUGCAACCCUCCUGCCACCGGACGACCGGCAGCUGGCGGCGUUCUACGCGGCACAGACGGCCACGUACGGCGCGCACCUCGCCAACGCCGUCGACGCCUUCCUGCGCACAAUUGAAAUGGGCCAGCCGCCCGACGUCUUCCUCGCGCAUGGCAAGUUCGUCGUACUCAGCGCGCACAGGAUAGUUCAUGUUGGGGAUAUUGUACACAGGAGCGCUCAACACGUUGGUCUAAAAUCUCAAGCGUUACGAUGCUCAGACGCAUUAUCUGAUGCGCUAGCGGUGACCGUGGCGAAGACAAAAGCGGCGGCGCAGCAGUUCCCGUGCGCGAGCGCAGUCGCCGAGAUGGCGGAAGCGGCGCGGACGUUGGCUGCGCGCGCGCAGGACUUGCGGCGCGCGUUGUGCCGGGCCGCCGAGCCCCCCGCACUCUCGCCCUCCACACCCGCCACCACCGUGCCCCCCUCCGCACCCACCUCCGCGCCCGCCACGCCCCUCACACCGCUAGCCCCCGCCCUGCCCGCACUACACAUAUAACGCGACUAAAAGCCUUUGAUUUUUUUUAUUACAUUUCGUGAGUUCGUUUCGUGUGAGUACUAGACUACUCAUCUUAAGAUACUAAAGUGAAAUUAAACGGUACUUCGGAAGAAACUGUACCAAUGAAGUGAUAGUUGAUGUCGCACAAUCGCCUAGAUUUCAAUAAAACUUUGCCUAAAUGCAACUAACAUUGUUGCUUACAAAACAAAGUUUUAUGUAUUCAACGUUAAUACAAUUCAAUACCAAUGUUAGACAUGAAAUAUAUUUGUGGAACGUAUCGUUAAACUGGCAGAAUUUUUAUUAAGAAUUAUUUAUUUUAAAUAAAGAUUUUUUAUGGAAUUAUUUUAAAAAGCAUUUACAAUAACAAAACAUUGUAAUGAAAACAAAAACAUUUAUGAUUAAAAAAUAUAUGAUGUUAUCAUUCAGAGAAUACUUUUUGUAAACUGGAAUAAUGUGUUUAUUCCAUGAAACCAUGUGAUAGUGGAAUAACAUUUAAAAAAAUCCACAUCGAAGUACAUUAUAAGCGCAUAGAAUCGGAUAGCUUUGCUUGUAAUGUUGAUAUUGUUAAAUUAAGAUGACUUAGUAACUAUGUCGUACUCUGUACAUUGUAGCAUGGUACAAAUGUCACUUAACACAUUCACUGCCGCCGACUCACUGUUAGUCCACCUUAUUUUUAUUCCAAUGAUGGCGGUUCGCUUAGCGAAUCACUGGAAUAAAAUUAAUGAUGGUACGCAGUGUGUUAAAAUAAGUAACAUAUAUAAUUUAUCGAGGUCAUAGUUAUUAAUAUAAAAGUGACUUUUGCAUUAUGGUAUUAACAUAAAGAGUAUAAAAUAUGCGUGAAGUUCGCGCUUUGCUUUUGGCAGCGGUUGUGUUACAGCGUCUGGAACGCUCGUGAACUUUACCGUUGGUUCACACUGACGAAACUUACGUAUUACAUAUUGUCAUCUCUUUCAAUCUUAGUGAAAAAAACUGGGAUAACAAUAUGAUUGCGUUUUAUUCGGCAGUUUAAAUCCACGGUUAUUAUGUAAAUAAUUGUUCGAUGUUCGCUAGCUAGAUAACUAACAAUUAAACAGUAACCGUGGGUUUCCGAGUUCAAAAUCUCUGUUUACAACAUACUGUUAUCUUUGUUUCGUCAGAUGUGGAAGACAGUUAUGACUAUAUAUUUUAUACAGAGAUUUUGGUGUCGGAAACCGACGGUUAAUCUGUACAGUACGCGAUAUUUAAGUCGGCACGUCGGGUUAAAGAAGAAACUUUCAGCAAAAACGGCUGUGUUCAAUUUGUAGAGCGUUCUCUCUGUCACACAAUACAACAUUAACUGAGAAAGACAGAGAGAGAGACAGACAACGUUCAAGGUCAAAGGUCAUUUUUUCUCGACGUGCCUACUUAAAUUAUGCGUAUAAUACGAUAAAAAGGCAAUGAAUAUAAAAUAAUGAUUGUUGUUGAUAAAGCGUAAGUACGCUUCAGCUGCAAAACAUAUCUAAACAUAACGACAAAUGGAAUUGCUGUAACUAUAGAUAAUUUGUACUUAAUUAUAGUUAAUAACGAUCAUUGAUGAAAACGUAAGGCACAUUGUUUUGUGCAUUUUGCAUUUUUGUAGGUUACAACGUUAGUAUAUUGAGUUUAUUUUGAUUUUUGUGAGAAUAACCAAAGAAAACUGCGAUAGGAACUUUCAACAUAGACUGCCAAUAACAAGACAAAUACAAAGGAGUUUCUAUUAAAUGUUAGAAAUAUAUAAAAAUGAACCAAGGCUGCUGUUAUUUUAUUCAUAAAUUUGACGCUAAAUUAGCGAAAAUGCUGGAUGCUCAGAUGUCACAGUGAGUUGUCCGUCCAGUUUUAUGCAACAAAUAUUUGUAGUUUUGUGUAAAUGGGAUGUUUAUGUACAUUCGCAAAUGGUACUAUAUAAAUAUCAUAACAACGAGUUAACACUUUAACUGCCAACUCGCUUGGCGAGUUCAUUUUUAUACGAAAAAGUGUAGUGGUGUUAACUUUGCAACUAUCUUUCUCUACUGUACAUAUCCCAUAACACAAACAGUCGGAUUUAAUAUCUAAAAAGCCAAAGAAAUUUCUUGGUAUUUCUAUUCUUAGCACUUUGUAUUUGAAAAAAAUUAUAAAAUAACAACGAAAUCAGGAUACCUAUGUUUUGGAUUCUAAUCUUUAAUUAGAAGCAAAUGCUUUGAAAACAUACCUUAUUAAAUAAAAGCUAACUCAAGGUUUCCACUGUAUCUAUUCUUAUAUAGAUAAAUUACCCUUUGUCAUGACAGUUGAAACACACAAUAGUAAAUACUAACAAAAUUACUGUUUUACGUUCUAACCUGUGGUGUCUAAAAUCUGUGAGUUUCCACUGCUGAAAAACCAUUACAAAAAUUUGAGAAAACAAUUUUAUACACACGUUACAACAGUGGAAACUCACGGUUAUUUCUAUCGAAACUUGUAAAAAAUAUCACUAACGGAUGCUCAAUUAUUUUGCUGCUCAGUUUCUUGUAUAUUAUUUUGUAUAUUUCUUAUUUCUGCUUCAAUACUAUAAACUUUUAAAUAUCUAUUUAAAAUCAACUUUAAAUAUAGCUUCCAUUAUGAAAUCUGAUUCCUAAUUAAUCGGAAUUAUGGACUAAACUUUUUAAUACAGUAAUAUUAAAUUAUAAGUAAUUAAGAUAUAAAUGUAAAAAAAAAUGUUGUAUAUUAGCUUUGUAUCAUAUUUAGAUGUAGUACAUAGGUAGGCAUAGAUGAAAUUGUACAAAUGCAUAUUAU